Molecule: messenger RNA, 2205 nt
Organism: Ictalurus furcatus (blue catfish)
Lineage: Eukaryota; Metazoa; Chordata; Actinopteri; Siluriformes; Ictaluridae
Gene: batf2
Product: basic leucine zipper ATF-like transcription factor 2
Exons: 3
Coding region: 768-1265 (165 amino acids)
Biological process (GO): regulation of transcription by RNA polymerase II
Cellular component (GO): nucleus
Molecular function (GO): RNA polymerase II cis-regulatory region sequence-specific DNA binding; DNA-binding transcription factor activity, RNA polymerase II-specific
Source: RefSeq, a predicted model, not a curated record
CCACUACAUAUACACCAUUAACCAUCAGUUGUUAACUGUUAAAACCAUUACCAUUACUUGUCCUUAAUGGUAUCCACUAGACAUAACAUGUCACCAAUAGAAGUUAACAACAAAUUACCAGUAGAGACCCACAGUGACCAUUACAACUUCCAUUAAAACCAUUACAAAUUCUAUGAGGGUUUCUACUGGGUUUUUCCCCCCAGCAGUGUAAAAGUUAGUCUAUUCCACUGUAGCCACAAUAUUGCCCAUGUUUUGCUGAGAGUGUAAGCUGAGGCUUAUUUGUCUUCUGACUGUGCAUUUCCUCUUGCGUUGAAGAGAAAAGGGGUCUGUGUGUGGGUGGUUUGAGAAGCCUGCGGGCUAUGGGGGGUGAGAGGGAGGGAGUGAGCACAUGAGAGCGGGAAGGGUGAAGUGUACGGGAAGAGCGUCCUGGCGCAAUAUGUUAUACCUUCCGCUCUCCACCUCCGCGAACGCGCCCGUUUCAAAUAAUGUGAAAGUGAAAGAGACUGCACUCAGCGGCUCAGUAUAAAAUAAAGCAGGACAGAGAUCACACCAGUUCAUUCUUGUCAGGCCAAUACCCUUUCGCCGAGUUGCGCCAGUUUAAGCUCACUCUCUUUCUUGGAAAGAAAAGCACAUGCCUCGUAUUUAACGAACUCACCAGACUGGAGCUUCACUUAUCUUCGCUGGACCGAGUUAACAUGGAGACAUCGUUUAAACAGCCGCGUUUUUAAAAAAUAAACAGCAAGGAGAAACGAAACACUUCUUUCGAGAUGCCAAUUGCUCUUAUGGAAAAGUUAGACGAAGAAACAAGCUCUUUCUCUGGAAGUGAUUGUCAGAGUCCACAGAACUGGGGCAGAGGUCAGCCAAAUGAGAGGACUUGUCAGCGUCGACAACGCAACAGAGAUGCAGCUCGGAAGAGUCGCAAAAAGCAGACAGAGAAGGCAGAUGUGCUCCAUGAGGAACUGCAGACUCUGGAACGGUCCAAUGCUGCCUUAGUGAAAGAGAUUUCCGAACUGGAGAAAGAACUGCAGUGCUACACUACAACCUUAAAAGAACACGAACCCCACUGUACACUAUCAUGUUGGUCUGCACCUUCCAUACCAGACAUGUCUACCUCAGACUUCCCCCAACCCAUUAAUUCAAACCCUGGGGAAGAGCCCAUUUUUCCAACGCAUGAUCCAACUGCGCUGGACUUCUCUCUUGCUGAGCUCCUGGACAGGACUGAGUGGAUGCCAUGGGACUCAGAUAUAAGAUUGCCACCAUUUUGAAAAGAGAUGGUGGAUGUUAAAGCUGAAAACAAACAAAAACGUAGCUGUGCUAUACUUACUUCCUCCUACCACCCCUAUCUGGCUUUAACAUGUUAUUAGGUGCUGUUUUUUAAAAAAAGUCUCUUUAAAGGAUUUAACUUUGUACUAUGCUUUAUUAUUAAAAAUGGAAAUUUAUUUUUUAUAAAUAUUUUUUAAAAUAUAUUUGACAACUACAGCCUACUAUUCAGUGUAGAAUGUAAUGACCUGAAAGAAAAAUGUGAUAUGAUUAUUUCAGUUUGUCCACAAACCACAUUGCUGCUCAUCUGUAUAAUAAACAAAACGAACAUUAAUAUACUGUAUAUAUGUGUAACAUUUAAACAGAGUCACUAAAUCACUGAAUGUAGAUUUGUAUGCUGUAGAUUUAUACCUAAUAUAUUUGAAAUAUAUACAGUUUGAUAGAUUCCUUACACGUGUUUGUGUUCAUGUCAAAUGCAAAAGUGGGGGCUGUUGUUUAUGAAGUGUGCGUUGUUGAUGAUUGAGGAGAGAUGGCUGAAGGGUUUUAGAAGAUGCUGAUAAGCUCCUCCGCGCGUGCACAUAAUAAGCACGAGGCUACAGGGACAUGGCUGAGCAACACUCCCUGUGUUAUCUGUAUUGCAUCCGAUCCUUAAUUUCGACUGAGAGAGAGAGAGAGAGAGAGAGAGAGCUAAUGUGUUCUGUGUGGCCAUGAUGAUGGAAAUGUGAUGGAGCUGUAAGAACAAUGGCUCUGUGCGCAUGCAAUGUCAGUCCCAAAAUACCGCGGCUAUAAUGAGAGAGAGAGAGAGAGAGAGAGAGAGAGAGAGACUGGAAGAAGAGGGCUAGGAGGAAGGAGACACAGACGACGACUAGGCUAUAGCCUGUCAGACCGACACAUGGUCAUGAUCUCGGAUUUAUUUGAAAGAAACUGGCGAUAAUUCGGCAUCGC